GCGGCGGCGGGCGGAGCGGACUCGCGGAUUCGGAGACGGGGGGCGCAAUGGAGGGACCGGAAGAUAAUGGAAGUGUUGUCCAAGUUGGAGAAUUACUGCCUUGCAAGAUUUGUGGAAGAACAUUUUUUCCAGUGGCAUUAAAAAAACAUGGACCUAUUUGCCAGAAAACAGCCACUAAAAAACGGAAGACCUUUGAUUCAAGCAGACAGAGAGCUGAAGGAACUGAUAUUCCAACAGUAAAACCUCUUAAACCUAGGCCAGAACCACCAAAGAAACCAUCUAACUGGAGAAGAAAACAUGAAGAAUUUAUUGCCACCAUAAGAGCUGCUAAAGGCCUUGAUCAGGCACUUAAAGAGGGUGGCAAACUCCCUCCUCCUCCUCCACCUUCUUAUGAUCCUGAUUAUAUUCAGUGUCCAUAUUGCCAGAGGAGAUUCAAUGAAAAUGCAGCUGAUAGACACAUAAAUUUCUGUAAAGAGCAGGCAGCACGUAUUAGUAAUAAGGGCAAAUAUUCUACUGAUACCAAAGGCAAACCAGCUUCUCGGGCACAGUAUAAGCCUCCUGCACUUAAAAAGUCAAAUUCUCCUGGAACCUUAUCAUCAGGAUCAUCGCGAUUACCACAACCAAGUAGCACUAGCAAAACUGUUGUAGGUGUAUCUUCAGGUAAAGUGUCAUCAGUUAACAACUCUUUGGGAAACAAACUUCAGACCCUAUCUCCUUCACAUAAAGCAAUAUCAGCCCCUCAGGCAGGAGCUAACAUCAAACCUCGAAAUUCUACACCACCCAGUUUGGCAAGAAAUUCUGUGCUUAUGAACAAAAGAAAAGCAUAUAGUGAUAGCUCCACAAUCAGGCCAGAUGGAGACUAUGCAUCUUCACUUAAUGGUGGAAGUAUCAAAAGCACUGAAGGAAAUUCAUCUGGACACUUACCUAAAUUCUGCCAUGAAUGUGGGACAAAGUACCCUGUAGAAUGGGCAAAGUUCUGCUGUGAAUGUGGCAUUCGAAGAAUGAUUCUGUGAACAGAAUCCCAAAAGAACAAAUGCCAGCUUCAGAGCUUUAUAAUUAUUGCUGCUUGGACAGCUAAAGCACUUCCUCUAGUUAUUUUGUGCUGAAACUGUUCAAAAACCUUGCUCCCAUAAUUUUUGAAGCAUAAUUCUUUGGUUGUACAUAUGUAUAUAUAUGUUGUACAUAAUAAAUACCUGAUAUCCCAAGCUGUGCAAUUCAAGAAAAUACUCACUUAGCUAUCAGAAAAUAAUUCCAUCUUAUUACCGUGGGUAUUAUUCAUCUUUUGUUGUUAAAGCACAUUCACUAUACCUCUACAAAUACUCUUACCUUUAGCCCUUCAAGCUUUAGGAUAAUCACAACUUUGAGCAAACAAUAGGAUAAAUAUUGUUAUUAUUGGUGCCUGUCUUCAAAUAGCAGGAUGGGCAACUGUGGAUUUUGUAAUUGAAGAGAAUGUUUUAAUUAUUAUCACUUGAUAAGUCAUAUUCCUGUUGAACUCUUGGCAACUAGUUUUAUGAAAUACCUUAGGUUUAUAUUACUCUGAACUUUGUAGAUUAUUAAUUGUAUAAUUUAUGUUUCCUCCAUCCUGUGAAAAUAAUUAUGGAUUUUUUUCAGAAACACAAUACUAAAAUUACAAUGUAUCUUACAACUGAAUAUUUUUUUCAUUUCUGUGUUAUUUCCUAGAUGUUACUGUUUUUCUUUUUCAUAAUCUCUCUAAAGAAUAGAUUGAACUUCCAACAUAUUUUACAACAUAUACACAAAAAAAUUGUAUUUUCUGUUCAACUCGUUUACUAAAAGAAUCGAUCAUUGUUACUUUCAGUGUAACAUAAAGUUGGCUAUAUGUUUCUUUGAUGGCUUGUACUACUCUAGUCAGUAGUAGUUUAUGAUCUUUAGUAGUUUAUGAUCAAUCAGACUUGUUAGCUUUAUCUUAUUAUAAAGAUAAAAGCAAAAAUUUUAUGAUGUGUUUUUCCUAAAAGAUUUAUGUUAUAUAUUUUCUAACCUCUUGUUUGUGAUUGAUCACAGUAAGGAUCAGUGUAGAAAUGUGUUGCUUGGAAUUUUAUUUCUCUGAAAUGUAUGUAGUUUGUUUUAUUUUGUUAGUUUGGGCAGGAGUUAUAAACCUAGUGGUAUAGUUAUAAUCAUUUUACUUAUAAUUUUCUGCUGUUUUUAAAAUCAGUUUGGUUCCUAAUUGUUCUGUUCAUCCAUACUGAUAAAAUAAUGCAGCAACUCAAAUAAGUUACAAGGAGUUUAGAAGACUAAUGUAUAUAUUAGAUUUCCAUUUUAAAAACUUUUUAUCCUAAUUAUAAAUCACAUGAAAAGGAACUUUUGUGUGUAUAUGUGCUGAUAAUGGGACUUGACUCAGAGACCAUCUUCUUCUUGCUUGCUCAGCUCAUUUUUCUUGUGUCUGCAGCUUUACUACUGGAGACACUUCUCCAGUCUGGCAUUUUGCUGGUUAAUUGGAGAGAUGGAAUGAAUCUUAACAGUUUUCAGACCUCUUGAGUAGCUAGGAUUAUAACGAACUUUUCACUCUUGUUUUAUCUAGGAAUGAACACUAUCUUACAAGCAUAUAUUUAACACUACAUAAUCUUUUUUUUUCUGCUCAAAAGAGUGAAUAGAUACAUCAGUUUAAAUAAGACAAAUUGGCACAUGUUUGUUUCUUAGUGAAUUUUACAGUAGCAA
Messenger RNA from Dipodomys ordii (Ord's kangaroo rat), 2673 nucleotides. RefSeq names its product zinc finger, C2HC-type containing 1A (gene Zc2hc1a). NCBI's taxonomy places the organism in Eukaryota, Metazoa, Chordata, Mammalia, Rodentia, Heteromyidae. The transcript has 9 exons. Bases 48 to 1013 code for a protein of 321 amino acids. The record is from RefSeq and is a predicted model, not a curated record.